Messenger RNA from Nothoprocta perdicaria, 2742 nucleotides. It is a transcript of the gene GRM4, whose product is annotated as glutamate metabotropic receptor 4. Gene Ontology annotation, cellular component: membrane. The transcript has 10 exons. Gene Ontology annotation, molecular function: adenylate cyclase inhibiting G protein-coupled glutamate receptor activity. NCBI's taxonomy places the organism in Eukaryota, Metazoa, Chordata, Aves, Tinamiformes, Tinamidae. Gene Ontology annotation, biological process: regulation of synaptic transmission, glutamatergic; G protein-coupled glutamate receptor signaling pathway. The record is from RefSeq and is a predicted model, not a curated record. The annotation marks the transcript as partial.
UUCUGCCUCCUGCUCGGCGCCUGCAGCUGGGGCUGGGCGCCCGCCGCCAAGCCCAGGGGCCAGGGCUCGCCGCACAUGAACUCCAUCCGCCUCGACGGCGACCUCACGCUCGGGGGGCUCUUCCCCGUGCACGGCCGCGGCGCCGAGGGCAAGGCGUGCGGCGAGCUCAAGAAGGAGAAGGGCAUCCACCGCCUCGAGGCGAUGCUCUUCGCCCUGGACCGCAUCAACAACGACCCCGAGCUGCUGCCCAACAUCACGCUGGGCGCCCGCAUCCUGGACACGUGCUCSCGCGACACGCACGCCCUGGAGCAGUCGCUGACCUUCGUGCAGGCGCUCAUCGAGAAGGACAGCACCGAGGUGCGCUGCGCCGGCGGCGGGCCGCCCAUCAUCACCAAGCCCGAGCGYGUCGUCGGCGUCAUCGGCGCCUCGGGCAGCUCYGUCUCCAUCAUGGUGGCCAACAUCCUGCGGCUCUUCAAGAUCCCGCAGAUCAGCUACGCGUCCACGGCGCCCGACCUGAGCGACAACAGCCGCUAUGACUUCUUCUCGCGCGUCGUCCCCUCCGACACCUACCAGGCGCAGGCCAUGGUGGACAUCGUCAAGGCCCUCAAGUGGAACUACGUCUCCACGCUGGCCUCCGAGGGCAGCUACGGCGAGAGCGGCGUGGAGGCCUUCAUCCAGAAAUCCAGGGAGGACGGAGGGGUCUGCGUGGCCCAGUCCGUGAAGAUCCCGCGGGAGCCCAAGGCGGGAGAGUUCGACAAGAUCAUCCGCCGCCUCCUGGAGACCUCCCACGCCCGGGCCAUCAUCAUCUUCGCCAACGAGGACGACAUCAGGAGGGUGCUGGAGGCGGCCAAGAGGGCGAACCAGACGGGCCACUUCAUCUGGAUGGGCUCGGACAGCUGGGGCUCCAAGAUCUCCCCUGUGCUGCACCUGGAGGAGGUGGCCGAGGGCUCCGUCACCAUCCUGCCCAAGAGGGUCUCCGUCAGAGGUUUUGACCGCUACUUCUCCAGCCGGACGCUGGACAACAACCGCCGCAACAUCUGGUUCGCCGAGUUCUGGGAGGAGAACUUCCACUGCAAGCUGAGCCGCCACGCGCUCAAGAAGGGCAGCAGCAUCAAGAAGUGCACGAACCGCGAGCGCAUCGGCCAGGACUCCUCGUACGAGCAGGAGGGCAAGGUGCAGUUCGUCAUCGACGCCGUCUACGCCAUGGGCCACGCGCUGCACAACAUGCACAAGAGCCUGUGCCCCGGCAAGGUCGGGCUCUGCUCCAGGAUGGACCCGGUGGACGGCGUGGAGCUGCUCAAAUACAUCCGCAACGUCAACUUCUCAGGCAUUGCGGGGACCCCGGUGACGUUCAACGAGAACGGCGACGCGCCCGGCCGUUAYGACAUCUACCAGUACCAGAUCAGGAACGCCACGGCCGAGUACAAAGUCAUCGGGCAAUGGACCGACCACCUCCACCUGAAGCUYGACAGCAUGCGGUGGCCGGGCGGCGGGCGCCAGCUCCCCAGCUCCAUCUGCAGCCUGCCCUGCAAGCCGGGCGAGAGGAAGAAGCUGGUGAAGGGCAUUCCCUGCUGCUGGCACUGCGAGCGCUGCGACGGCUACCAGUACCAGCUGGACGAGUUCCACUGCAAGCGCUGCCACUUCAACGAGCGGCCCAACGAGAACCACACCAGCUGCACGCCCAUCCCCAUCAUCAAGYUGGAGUGGAGCUCGCCCUGGGCCGUGGUGCCCGUCUUCAUCGCCAUCGUGGGCAUCAUAGCCACGCUCUUCGUGGUGGUCACCUUCGUGCGCUACAACGAUACGCCCAUCGUGAAGGCGUCRGGGCGGGAGCUCAGCUAUGUCCUGCUGACGGGCAUCUUCCUCUGCUAUGCCACCACCUUCCUCAUGAUUGCUGAGCCCGACCUGAGCACGUGCUCCUUGCGACGCAUCUUCCUGGGGCUCGGCAUGAGCAUCAGCUACGCCGCCCUGCUCACCAAGACCAACCGCAUCUACCGCAUCUUCGAGCAGGGCAAGAAGUCCGUGAGCGCCCCGCGCUUCAUCAGCCCGGCCUCCCAGCUGGUCAUCACCUUCAGCCUCAUCUCGCUGCAGCUCGUUGGCGUCUGCAUCUGGUUUAUCGUGGACCCGUCCCACUCUGUCAUUGAUUAUGAGGACCAGCGGACUACAAACCCCCACUUUGCCCGGGGCAUCCUCAAAUGUGACAUUUCAGACCUCUCCCUUAUCUGUUUGCUUGGGUACAGCAUGCUUCUCAUGGUCACCUGCACUGUGUAUGCUAUUAAGACCCGUGGGGUCCCAGAGACCUUUAACGAAGCCAAACCCAUUGGGUUCACCAUGUACACUACUUGCAUUGUGUGGUUAGCCUUCAUCCCUAUAUUUUUUGGGACGUCACAGUCGGCGGAAAAGAUGUACAUCCAGACCACGACGCUCACCAUCUCGGUGAGUCUGAGUGCCUCGGUGUCCCUGGGCAUGCUCUACAUGCCCAAGGUGUACAUCAUCCUCUUCCACCCGGAGCAGAACGUCCCCAAGCGCAAGCGGAGCCUCAAGGCGGUGGUGACGGCGGCCACCAUGUCCAACAAGUUCUCUCAGAAGGGAGGUUUCCGCCCCAACGGAGAAGCCAAAUCGGAGCUGUGUGAGAAUCUGGAAACACAAGCGCUGGCCACCAGACAGACGUACGUCAGCUACAGCAACCACGCGAUUUAAGGGCAGCGAGCGCCUGGCGCGGGAGCGGCCGCGGGCACCCCGAGC